AUUACGAUUCAUAUAUGUACUUCUCGAACGCCCUCGUAGUCUUUAAUGUUGUACAUCGUCAGAUGUUUUUUAGAGUGAUUUCUUCAGCAUUGAGUCACCGAAAUGGACCAAUUAAGUGAAGAUAAAAAGGUUGAUUUAUUCAGGGACACCCCUGUAAGAUAUUUAGGCUACGCGAACGAGGUAGGGGAGGCCUUCAGAUCGAUAAUCGGAGCGAAAUGGGUUAAUGUCACUUAUGGGAUCGCUACAUUGUAUGUUUUGGCCGAUACCGGACAUAAAAGUGUGGAAUCUUAUAAGGAAAACAUUAAGGAAGCCAAUCACAAGUCCAAAGUGGCGUACACAACGGCGGACACCUUGAUAUGGCAACUGCUGGCCUCAGUGGCCAUCCCAGGCCUGACGAUCAACCGGAUCUGCGCCCUAUCGACUUUCGCCCUAAAAAAAAGCGAAUUUCUACCCCAAACCACGAGAAAAUGGGCUGUAACUGCGAUAGGCCUCACCGCCAUACCUUUCAUCAUUAAACCGAUUGAUCGAUUCGUCGAUCUCGUUCUGGACGAGAGUCUCAGGAAGUACCAGCCAAAAUAGUUGCAUUUAUAUUAGUAAAACUGUUGUUGCACUGCCAAUUGUUAUUAAAAGAAAAGCAAUAUAGCAUUAUUAUUAUUAUUAACGUAAAAUA
Messenger RNA from Anthonomus grandis grandis, 670 nucleotides. RefSeq names its product mitochondrial fission process protein 1. The record is from RefSeq and is a predicted model, not a curated record. Gene Ontology annotation, biological process: mitochondrial fission. Bases 103 to 579 code for a protein of 158 amino acids. The transcript is spliced from 3 exons. NCBI's taxonomy places the organism in Eukaryota, Metazoa, Arthropoda, Insecta, Coleoptera, Curculionidae. Gene Ontology annotation, cellular component: mitochondrion.